UUCUUUCAGUAAAACGACACCUAGCAACCCUACUACGGAGCCAAGGGUGUUCUGUCAGUUCAUUUGUCUCGGCUCUCAAAUCUUCUACUGUGCUUUUUGAUCUAGGCUUCGUAUUUUGUACCAUGGAAAACUCUGUGAUUGACAACAAGGAUGGUGGUGUUAAUGACGAUGGUGUUCAAGUCACAUGCUUUACAGAGGUUUCUGAUGAUGUUACUCUCCAUUUUCAGAUCAUACGACUUCACAAACAGAUAUAUGCUUGGAUUGGUUCCAACUCUGCCAAGUUAGGACACAUGUAUGCAGCAGCGUCCACAAGACCUAACAAUACAGUGAGUGUGACUUCUAUACUAGGAGGAGCUUCUGAUAAUACAGGAUCUGGCAUUGCUCGCCGAUUAGCGUUGAGGACUGGUGUCAAUAUAAUUCUGGCUUGCAAUAUUCCUAAAAAUAACCCGAUGCUAGAGGCAGAGGCUGAGAAAAAGCUGGUACAGAAGCUAAUCAAUUUGGGGUACACUAGGCCAAAAUCUGAAGGUUCAACCUCAUAAGAGAUGCCCAAGGACUAACAUGCUGUACAAUUUUCAAAUGCCUCUCCCUUUAAAGUAGAUUUGUUGGCAUUGUGAUGAACAUGACAUUUCUCUCUCAUUUUCGAGGGUAAUAUUUGCGCGGUAAAAAAAUAGAUAAACAUGUUCUAUUGAAAUGGACAAAAAUAGAUAAACCUUCGGAUAGAA
Messenger RNA from Vitis riparia (riverbank grape), 722 nucleotides. Its product is annotated as proteasome assembly chaperone 4. The record is from RefSeq and is a predicted model, not a curated record. The coding region runs from base 123 to 539 and encodes 138 amino acids. The transcript is spliced from 6 exons. Gene Ontology annotation, biological process: proteasome assembly. Lineage: Eukaryota; Viridiplantae; Streptophyta; Magnoliopsida; Vitales; Vitaceae.